Molecule: messenger RNA, 2508 nt
Organism: Mya arenaria
Lineage: Eukaryota; Metazoa; Mollusca; Bivalvia; Myida; Myidae
Exons: 14
Coding region: 1-2508 (835 amino acids)
Biological process (GO): protein ubiquitination; Notch signaling pathway
Cellular component (GO): nucleoplasm
Molecular function (GO): ubiquitin protein ligase activity
Source: RefSeq, a predicted model, not a curated record
AUGAGUGAAAUGAAGAUUACGGGUCGCAGUAAGAAGGUUGACCUACAGCAAACAGAGCAGGACACCGAUGCAACUAUACAGUCCAUGUGCUCACACUUCAAAUCGUUGAAUGAAUCAUCGGAGUUUCCAAAGGCAACAGGGAUGGGUAAGCGAAACAAAGAUGCUUUUGAAAAAGAACAAUCAACUUUGCAAAAUUAUAAAGGAAGUUCUUACAUUAGUGAAAUUGAAAAUAAAUUUGGUGUUAAAUUAAGCCAGGUUCCAACAAGGAAUAAAGCAGAACCACUGCAAUCAACUGGUGCUGAUUUUGAAGAUGUUACAAGGGCUGAUAUUACGGACAAACAUACUGGAGCAACUGCGCUUGUGGAAAGCAAACUGGAUAAAACCAAGCAAGGUGUUCAAACUCAUUCUCAGUUAACCGAAAAACAACACAUACAUACUGCUGCAAAACAUGAUAACUGCAAUUCCAGCGUAUCCACAAAUGCCUAUGUGCAGUCCAUGCGCCCACACUUCAAAUCUAUAAAUGUAUCAUCUGAGGUACCAAAGGCAACGGGGACGGGUAAGCAAAACGAAGAUGCCAUUGAAAAAGAACAAUCAACUUUGCUAAAAUAUCACGAAGGCUGUUCCAUUAGUGAUAUUGAAAAUAAAGUUUGUGUUAGAUCGAGCCAGGAUCAAACAAAGAAUAAAGCAGAACUACUGCAUUCAACUCGUGCUGAUUUUGAAGAUGUUAUAAGGGCACAUGUAACAGAUACACAUACUGAAGCAACUGCGCUUGUGGAAAGCAAACUGGAUAAAACCAAGAUACACGAAUGGAUAGAAGGAGAAGUCUGUAAAGACACAGAUAUUCAAAGAACACAGAAACCAGAAAAGGGCGACCAAAUAACCUUGCUAAAUACAUCAUUUUCACGGUCGACCAACGCAAAGAAUGAGAAAAUGUAUACUGUUAGCAAGCUUACGGUCAAGGCCGACAUUUUGAUGGUACCGGUGGACUGCAUUGUGAAUGCAACAGAUAAAGAUUUGGGACAUGAACGAGGCAUUUCUCCAGCGAUUGCUUCCGCCGCUGGAAGUCAAAUGGUUGAUUCACGCAGGACAAUUAUACAAAAUGGGAAAAGUUUAGAAGUAGGUGACGUGGUUGCUACUGGAGGUGGAAAUUGCCUAAUAAAGGCGGAAGAAAGCGAACGUUUCGGAAAAAAAUGUGUCGGACGUCACAUCAAUUACGUCGAUUUAGUAAACGAUGUCAAAGGUACCACAAAUUGGAGCGCAAACGGCAUCGAUCGUCAAACUAAGAAAACCGUUCAGGAUAUGGUCGUAAAAACAAAAAUGCAUAGAGACAACAUGACAUUCAAAGCCUCGUGUAAAUCAUUCCCUUUCGCGGACAGUAUUGUAAUUCAUGUUCGAGCGAAUGAUAUAACAAAAUUGAAGUUGACGGCAAUAGUUUGUAGUGAAAGUAAAACAGGCGGAAACGAUAGCAUGAUUGCAAGGAAGCUUUACGAAAUGGGAGGAAAUUUAUACCGGGAUGAAAAACAUAAGAAAUUUAAAGGUAGAAAACGAAAGUUUUGCGAUACCAUUGCCACGAUCGGUGGUGAUCUGACUUACAAGCAUGUAUUACAUGCUGUUGUUCCACAUACAAAACUACAAGACCUUCUAGAUACGUACACAAAUAUUUUCAAAAAAGCAAAAGAGUUAAAGGUAGAAUCCAUAGCGUUACCGUUACUCGGAACAGCCCGAAUUGCUUUCACUAUUGACACAACCAUAUCAGCGCUCUUAUCUCAGCUUGAGACGUUUUGCAAGAAAAAGCCCAAGUACCUUCGUGCAGUACAUAUUGUUAUAAACGAACCAACAUUGGCCAUCGUUGUAGCAGAACUAGUUCAGAGUUACAUUGACAACGUACAGAAGGCAUCGGAUAAACCCAGCAAAGCGAUUGCUGCCAAGGUUUCUCGGUACACAGCGAAAGAGCAGGAUAAGCAAGAAGACAAUUCUCGAAAGGUAAGGAGUGCAUGUCCUACACGUGGAGUGAUUAAUGGGGUUCAAUAUGGAGACCAGCCAAACGGGAUAAUGGACAUACAGAAACAGUUGACACAUCUCGCUGGAUACAACGACUGUGGAUCUAUCAGCGUUGCUUACAGGUUUCCAGACGGUCAUCAAGAGGUAAACCAUCCACGCCCCGGGUUGUUCUACGCCGGUAUAAGCCACGUCGCCUUCCUUCCGGACAAUGAUGAGGGGAGACGGGUGUGCGGCAUGCUGGCUGUGGCUUUCCAACGGCGGCUGGUGUUCACCAUCGUUACGUCACGUACCACCGGACAGGAGGGGGUUAUCAUAUGGAACGAUAUCUACCACAAGACGGAUCACAGGGAAAACAAGCAACACGGGUAUCCAGACUCCACGUACCUACAGAGAGUGACGGAAGAGCUGCGGGUGAAGGGCGUCACAGGCAACGACAUCCCGCCUGAUUUGAUCAAGUUUCUCAAUAACGCAACUCUAGGAGAGAAGAAACAGAUUCACCCACAAUAG